Arachis ipaensis is the source of this 1449-nucleotide messenger RNA. The record is from RefSeq and is a predicted model, not a curated record. Lineage: Eukaryota; Viridiplantae; Streptophyta; Magnoliopsida; Fabales; Fabaceae.
AUGACCAACCAAAACAUUGAUUGGAUUGGUUCAUUUGUGUCUGCGGCAAUGCAAGUGGCGUUGGGACGUGUAGACACUAUAGUUUCUCCUGCUGUUCUAGAAUUCCUCCGAGGCAACCACAUUGACGAGCCACUCCUGGAGAAGUUGAAGAUGCUGUUGGUGUUAGCUGCCACAGUGCUCAAUGAUGUUGAGGAAAAGCAGUUCACUGAUACAUCCGUCAAGGAAUGGUUUGAUGGGCUGAGGAAUGCUGCCUAUGAUGCUGAUGAUCUCCUGGAUGAGAUUGCCACUCUUCAAAACAAGGAGGAUUCUUCUGGAUCUGACACCGUCGUUGGCCGGUUUAAUGCUUAUCUUCAUUCUCUAACUCCAUCUGCUCGACAACUGACUUCUAAUCUCGACAAGAUAGUUGAGAUGCUGAAAUUUUUUACUGAGCAUAAGGGCAGUCUUGGCCUCAAUGAAGUCAACGCUGGUAAGUCACUCUCGUUGGCUUUACCCACAACUUCUUUGGUGGAUGAACAUCAAGUGUACGGCAGAGAUGAUGACAAGAAAAAGAUUAUUGACUUUCUGCCAUCUAAUGGAAAAAGGGUGGCUGUUGUUGCAAUUGUUGGGAUGGGAGGGGUUGGUAAAACCACUCUUGCUAGGAUGUUGUACAACGACAAUCUUUACCAGUUCAGAUCAUGGACUUGUAUUUCAGAGACAUCAGACGUUUGUCAAGUUACCAAGAAAGUCUAUGAGUCAUUCACUUUGUCUCAUUCUAACAUUUCAGACUUGAAUGUACUCCAAAUCAAGCUUGAGAGGCUAUUAAGAGGACAGCGGUUUCUGCUUGUUUUGGACGGGUUUUCGGAUGAAAACUCUCUCGAUUGGGACACGCUGAGAAGGCCAUUCCUCUCAGGAGGCAGGGGAAGUAAAAUCAUCGUAACAACACGCAGUCAAAGAAUUGCAAAAGCAGUUCAAGCUGAUUUAACUCAUCCCCUCGUGCCUCUCCAAGAAGAAGAUACAUGGAACUUAUUCUCAAGUCAUGCAUUCAAAGCUGGAAAACCUAUCAACUACCAUGUCAUAGAAGCAAUUGGUAAGGAAAUAGUGAAGAAGUGCAAAGGCCUUCCUUUAGCUGCAAAAUCACUAGGGAGCCUUUUGCAUUACACGGAGGAUGUUGAGGAGUGGGAAAAUGUAUGCAACAGCCAUAUAUGGGAGUUACCAUGUGGUAAGAGCAGCAUACUUCCUGCUUUAAGAUUGAGCUACAAUCAUCUACCUUCGCUGUUAAGGCAAUGCUUUGUUUACUGUUCCAUAUUUCCUCAAGGAUAUGAAAUUGAAAAGUGGGACUUGAUUUACUUAUGGAUGGCUGAAGGUAUUCUGCCGAAACCAGACACACAGAAGCGAGUAGAAGAUGUCGGCCAUGAAUGCUUUCAGGAACUAUUGUCCAGAUCUUUUUUUGAUCAGUCAAAUCCGAAGUGA